Molecule: messenger RNA, 966 nt
Organism: Fraxinus pennsylvanica
Lineage: Eukaryota; Viridiplantae; Streptophyta; Magnoliopsida; Lamiales; Oleaceae
Source: the annotation of a GenBank genome assembly
AUGGAGUUGGGUUUGAGUCUGGGUGAAACGUCAAAGGGAUUCACUUUGCUCGGCAAAUCACAGAAAAUUAUUGACGAAGAUGAUUUAGGGUUCUGCAUGGCUUUAGGAAUGAAGGGAGAAGAUGAAAUCAAGAAGAAAGAAACAAGGAAUGAUGGUGAAAGAAAAGGGUCUUCAUCAGAUCUACCACUUCAGCUAGAUCUUCUGCCUUUCUCUCCUGUUCCACACAGUCAAAAAUCAUCAAAUCUUCGUUUCCCUUGGCUCACUCAAAACUUGGUUACUGAACCGAGGAAAGGGUUGGACGAAAACCAAAGGAACUUAACGGCUGAGGAAGUCGAAGAUGGUGCAGCACUGUCAUCUCCAAACAGCACAGUUUCAUCAUUUCAGAUGGAUUUUUCGAUUUAUACAAGGGGCAAAAGAGAUGCAAACGAAGUUGAGGCGGACAGAGGGGCUUCUUCAAGAGCAAGUGACGAAGAAGAAAAUGGUAUGGCCAGAAAAAAACUUAGGCUCUCAAAAGAACAGUCUGCUUUUCUUGAAGAGAGCUUCAAAGAACACAACACCCUCAACCCUAAACAAAAGCUUGCUCUUGCAAAGCAGUUGAAUCUCCGUCCACGCCAAGUUGAAGUAUGGUUCCAAAACAGAAGAGCUAGAACAAAGUUGAAGCAGACAGAGGUAGAUUGUGAGUAUUUAAAGAGAUGCUGUGAGAAACUGACAGAUGAAAAUAGGAGGCUGCAAAAGGAGAUUCAAGAAUUAAGAGCUUUAAAGGCUUCACAACCUUUAUACAUGCAGCAACCUGCCACAACUCUGGCAAUGUGCCCUUCUUGUGAGCGCGUGACCACCUCGACCGCCACUCCCUCCACCAAAACUGCUACGACCACCACCACGGCUAUGAACGCUACUAAUAACGGACUCUCUCUUGCUAAACCUAAAUUAUAUUCAUUUUUGCAUGCUCAACAGGCUGCUUCUUGA